Molecule: messenger RNA, 2419 nt
Organism: Tetranychus urticae (two-spotted spider mite)
Lineage: Eukaryota; Metazoa; Arthropoda; Arachnida; Trombidiformes; Tetranychidae
Biological process (GO): regulation of DNA-templated transcription
Molecular function (GO): zinc ion binding; sequence-specific DNA binding; DNA-binding transcription factor activity
Source: RefSeq, a predicted model, not a curated record
UAAGAAAACUUACUUUAUUUCCAAAUUUUUAGGUUUCCAAAAACUUAACAAAAGAUAUUUUUUUAUGUUUUUAUUGUUUUAUUCUAAUUAUUAUUAAGUUUGACGGUUUCACUCGACUCUGCAUUGGUUUUUUUUCAUGGAAAGGUAUCUCGCUCUGGUUAUUUAGUUGAGACUUAAAGGUAGAUAACCUUGAUUUAUUCAUCUCAGUUUGGUUAUCCUUUAAAUGGCUACUACAUCGAAAGUCGGUUACAAUGACGGUACGAUACGGUUAAUGGAUGAAAGAAGCGGUUGUAGAUCAUUAUUAUGUGACUCUAGUGGAAUAAUAAUUGCUGAAAUGGUCUAUAGAUGUAUGGCUUGUUUCUCGAUACAUGAGUACAUUGGUGAUGUUAGCAAGCAUUAUCAUGCUGUCCAUUUAAGUGAAAAGAAAGAGGAACCAGAUGAUUCAGCUAAUUUAACUAAUGAAGAAGACCAAGAUCAGCUUAACAACAACACUGUUUCACUUAAUGCGAAUGUCAACCACAGUUUUAACAAAACCGUCGACAAUACUGCGACUAAAAUUAUUAACAACAGAGAUAAUAACAAUAAUAAUAACAAUAGCAGCAACUAUUUAUCAGAUAAUAGCAAUAAUGAUGAAUCGUGGGAAAUCGACGAAAAAUUGCAUGAUAAUUUCAAGCCCAACUCGCAUUCCAUACCCAAUUUCGUGAAAUUGAAUAACACAAUUCCCAAUCCAUCUGAAUCUUGUACUCGAAGUGGAUACAUUCAUUGUCCUGUUUGCUCAACCAUUCGAUGUUAUACAACCCUCCAACGUCGCUAUGGUCAAUUCACUUGUGUUGCUUGCUACAGAUUUUUCAAAGAAUUUUUCUUGAGACCAACUCGAUUCUCUUGCCAGUUUCUUGGUCAAUGUCCACUUGAUGUUAAAUCAAAGUGUAAAGCUUGUUGGAUCUUAGCCUGUAUGAAGAUUUAUUCCGUUGAUAGUCGUCGCAAGUCUGUCCUCGAAGCAUACGCACCAAUCAAGGCAAAUCUUCCUAAAGUAACAAUAACAUCAUCAUCACCAUCUUUUCCUUCAUCAUCUCUACCUUCAUCAUCUUUACUUUCAUCAUCUUUACCUUCAUCAUCAUCCUCCUCAUCAUCAAUUUACAUUUAUCCAAAUGAAAAUUGUAAACCUGUCAAAUUAAUUACCGCUUCAGCUUUGCCUAUCGAGCCCGAUGAUAAAAAAUCCUUGAUUUCGUCAAACCUAAAAGACACUUGUAAUUUUGGAAACAAACAAUCAACUGAAUCAACCAGCAAUAUUGUGAAUCAAGAAACCAGUAAAAAACAACCAUUUAAUACCAACAUGUUAACCUGUGAAGAAAAAGUUCCUCCUGAUUGCGAUGAAGCUGAAGAUGAAUCUGAUGCCAAUCAGAAUAUACAAUCUUUUAUUAAAGAAGAAAAUGACAAAUCAAUCGCAACUACUUUCCAAGGAUUUCCAGGUCAAACCAUUAAAGUGAUCGAUUUCAGGAGAAUCACACCAAAGAUCAUCAGCAAAAAGCCUGAUCGUCGAAGUAAAAUUCGCGUCAAAAAUUGGUGUUGCCUUAAAUGUGCCAAUUGUCUUGCUGAUGAUUGUGGCAAAUGCAUAAACUGUUUAGAUCGUCCAAAAUUUGGUGGACCUUUUGUGCGUAAACAACGAUGUGUCAACAAAAAGUGCCUUGAAAAAAUCCAGUCUGAUAUAAAAUGAUUUACAAUCCAUUGAAUCACGCAUCAAAACUACAACCUCAAUCGCAAUCCUAAGCAGAUCCACUAUUGAAACUUCAAGUGCCUUACAAUUCACAUCAUCAUUUCGAACUCUUAACAUGCUUAAAAAUUUUUUAAACUGACCCAGCUUCAAAGAAGAAACAUUCUAACCAUUAUACAAUGCUGAUAAAUUUAUCCAGUUAUCAAUAUUGACAAAAACAAUCCGAUGCUAUUAAUAAUCGACUAAUGUUCAUCUUUUCUAAUACAUUUAAUUCUUAUUGUUUACUCGAAAAUACCAAUUCUCAAAAGCUACCUUAGCUUUAUGAAAUGAUAUUUUUGAUAUUGAAUUAUUACUUUAUUGUCCUUUUCUAAUUGUUACUAAGUCUAAUUAUGUAAAAUUUAUCUUUUAGUAACGUUAACUAUGCAGAUAAUUAUCUCAACAUGAUUCAAUACGCUUCUAAACGUUGCCAUAACUUCCAUAAUUAUGUAAACUUUAAAUAAUCUUUUAUUAUUCUAUCAUUAAUUUGAUUUUUUUACGCAAAACCAUUUAUUAUUUUGUCUAUAUGUCUAUUAUUAUGUUAAUCUUUUCACAUGUGCACUACAAAAAUCACAAUUCACAUAUUUAUGCAUGUAAACAUAUUUAUCCCUAAAUGUAGCCCAAAAGUUAGAGCUUGUCUUAUUAAUCAUAAACAUUUGUUUAAAGAUCGUU